Anopheles bellator is the source of this 1238-nucleotide messenger RNA. It is a transcript of the gene pn, whose product is annotated as exopolyphosphatase PRUNE1. Bases 80 to 1213 code for a protein of 377 amino acids. Gene Ontology annotation, cellular component: cytoplasm. NCBI's taxonomy places the organism in Eukaryota, Metazoa, Arthropoda, Insecta, Diptera, Culicidae. The record is from RefSeq and is a predicted model, not a curated record. Gene Ontology annotation, molecular function: exopolyphosphatase activity. The transcript is spliced from 4 exons.
UGGUAAACAAACUAAAUCGCAUUAGAGUCCCACUUAUUCCGGAUCAAAGUCAAUCAUCCGUGCCGGAACCCAGGACACAAUGAAUAAAUAUUUACAACAAUGCAAAGGGCUGCUCCAGAGUGCGACCCACAAAAUAGCCAUCAUUGGCAACGAAAGCUGUGAUUUGGACUCGGCUGUAAGUGCGUUGGCCUUAGCGUUUCUCUUGCACCAACGGCCAAUGCUAGUAGAACCGUGGCACACAAAGGAUACCGUAGUUUUUCCAGUGCUGAAUGUGCUUCGCAGCGAAUUGCCCCUGAAAACGGAAGUAACGUACUUUCUCAAGCAGCGGGGCAUUUCCUUAAACAAUUUAACCUGCAGCGAUGAGAUCAAGUGGGAGGACGAAACAAACAUGGAUCUCGUUUUGGUUGACCACCAUCUAACAAAACUCGGACAACCAGUGAUCGGCAUUAUCGAUCACCGUCCCGUUGACGUCGGAGUGCAGCAGUUUAAUCCGCAAGCAUUUCGAACGAUCGAAUUGGUGGGUUCUUGCGCUACACUGGUCGGAAGGGAAAUUUUGAAGAGCGCAACAGCGAAGCAGCUAACUGAGGGAUAUGAGGAAGCACUGGAGCUCUUGUAUGGUGCCAUCGUGUUAGAUACUGUAAACUUUUCAAAAGAAGCAGAUAAAGCGAAACCACUCGACUAUGAAAUUGCAGAGUCCAUCGAAAAGGAGACGCAUUCCACUACUCCGGAGAACCGGGACACCCAUAGAGAAUCGAUGUUUAAAUCCCUCGUUGCAGCCAGAAGUGAUGUCUCGGAGCUGAACGCAUAUCAGCUUCUGUUGAAGGAUUUGAAAAUUUUAUCCGAAAGCAAUCGGGUUGUCACCUUACCCGGCUUUCCCAUGUCCGUGCAGGAGUAUCUGCGGCUGAGUGGGCGGAAGGAACAUUUAUCCCGCUUUGCUAGCACUACAAAAAGUAACGUGGUGCUGCUGCUCGGGCUGAAGAUUCUGCCCGAUGGCAGCGUCCGUCGUGAUAUUGGAGUGGUUCCCAUCGACGAUAAACGGUUGGCGGAAAAGAUUGUUGCAGCUCUGCUAGGGGACAAAUCGACUAGUUUUGGUUUAGAGAAAAUAGAGACAGAAAAUGUGGCUGAUGGAGCCACAUUUUUCCAGCAACACAGUUUGAAGGCAUCUCGAAAGCAAUUGAUUCCGAUUGUGAAACAUGUCCUUAGCAGUUUGUAGUGAAAUGAGAAUAAAAGUUUACAAA